Molecule: messenger RNA, 2566 nt
Organism: Ruditapes philippinarum (Manila clam)
Lineage: Eukaryota; Metazoa; Mollusca; Bivalvia; Venerida; Veneridae
Product: synaptonemal complex protein 1-like
Exons: 4
Coding region: 242-1963 (573 amino acids)
Biological process (GO): regulation of apoptotic process
Source: RefSeq, a predicted model, not a curated record
UACACGGUAUAUUUUCUCGUGACUUGAACAAAUUUAUAUAUAGGAAAUUGCACAACUGAAAAGAACUGGAAUAAAUAUACAUGUAUGCAAAAAUGGUUACAUAAUUGUUUCACUUAAUAAAAUCAAAAGUCUAACUGAUGCAUCUACAUGAAUGAAUGACUUUCUGUAGGUAUGAUAAAAUAAGUUAAAAGCAUUAAUUUUUCUCUCACAAUUGAUUAAUUUACAAUGGAAUGGUAGAAGUAUGGAUGUCUGUGCAAGAAAAGUGUUAAAAUCCAAGAAAAGAUUUAUUUUGGAAAACUUAAUCUUGAAUGAUGCGAUUCUGGACCAUUUGGAGGAUCAAGAAAUUCUAAAUGAGGAUAUGGUACAACAAAUUGCAGCAGAAAGAACAGACAAUCAGAAGAUCAACAAACUCCUCUACAUAUUAAAGAGAAGAGGACAAACUGCUUUUCACCAGUUUUUAGAUGCAAUCAAACAAGACUUCAAUUUUGUGUCGGAGGUUCUUAAGGCAGAAUAUGAAAAUGAAUUGGACAAUUUAAACAGCCAAGACUCAAGCCCCUCUGAUAGACAGAGACACAGCUCUGAAGAAAACACCAGCAAUGAUGAAACAGAACGAGAAAAUUGGAACAAAGUUCAAACAUCUGUUGGAACCCAAACUUUUGAGGUAGAAAGAAACAAAAAUUCUGACUUCAUGAAGCGAAUGAUGCAAGAAUCAUUUCGGUGUUGGUAUACCAAGAUCAAGUCUCAUAUGACUAACAGAAACCUCAGAGAGCUGUCAUUUAGAAGCCCUGAACCAGUAACAUAUGACAUGGUUGACCAGCUUAUAGAUGAGAUGAUUUCCACAAUAGAAGGGUGCUACAAAACAUUGAGGGUUAAAGACAACUUAGUCACUCAUGUUAUUGAGCUGAAGGAAUCAAAAAAGAAAAUGAAAAAGGAGUUGAAUGAGAAAGACCAGUUAAAGAACAAGUAUGCUGAUAAUAUCAUCAAACUAGAAAAUAGAUGCAGACACAUCAAUGAGAUGUUAGAAGAAGAAAAGAGACACAAUCAAAAAUUGCAUGAUGAAUUUGAAAGUCUGAAAGAGAAAUUGGAAGCUCAAUUGAAAGAAAAGGAUUUGGAAAUUGAUGAAUUAAAGAAGCAGUUACAAAAUGCUUUAUUAAAAACAAAUGAAGGUAUUAAAAUGGUUGAGAGAGAAAAGAAAGUUAAACCAGAAAGGGAAAACUGCAGACAAAAUGCGUUAAGCCUUGGAAGAGAAACAGAACAGACAGAAUUAACUAGACAAGGAACAUGGCAAAAAAGCAAAAGAGCAAGGUCUGUAGGAGAUUACCAAAUGAAACAGCACAUUUCUUACUACAAAAGUUCAUAUAAGAAUAUAUAUCAGCAUGAUAAAUCCAGAGAAAUAUCCAAAAAAGCCAGCAGACAGAUGACUCAUAGUAAUGGAAGAGAAAGCAAAGAACUGACAGCCGUAGAGGAACCAGAUGGUGUCAAUUUAGUAAGAACUCAGUCUUUUGUUGAAUUAUGCAACAACAGAAGCUCAUGCCAGAGUGGAAAGCUUAAACUGAACCAAUCACAGAAUUCUGACGAAGAAGACAGGAAUGACCAUAAUGUUCCAGAUACAAACUUUCACCAAUUAAAAACUAAUGAAAUCUGUAAAGAACAGCAACAAAUCUUUAUAGCUGGCAAUAACUCUGACACAACAAAAACACUUAAGGAGCAAAACAAUUCCACUCAAAGUAAGAAAGUAAGAGGAAGAAGAAAUUCUCAUAUUGUCAAACCAAGAAAAACCAACCUGAACCAACAAAGGGUUUGGUUUGGAACACAUGAAAACAACCAAGAAGCUAUUAAAAAAGCAGGCAGACAUGUUCCUAAUGAACCAAGAAAUCUGAGUUCACUUGUUGUGGUAAAUAACAACAAAUGUCCACUACAAGAAAGUCCAAGAGGUGCAAAAAUUCCUAAAAAACACCCUUGAAAUUGAGAGGUUGAUAAGUAUCUCUAUCAAAACAUCAGUGAGUGCAUUAUCAAUAAUCAAUGAUUGUUUCUACUUCUUUAGAUGGGUCACACCUGUACAUGAAAUGCCUUUUUCCCAAAGUUAUGUACAAAAAUCCCAAAUGACGACAGAAAUUCAUAUGGCUCACUUUGACUCAGACCAGUUCUCAAAAAGAGAGGGGGAAAAAUAACUACUCACUAUAUAAUUUGUUUAUAAAAAUACAUGACAGACUCUGUUAAGUAUUUUGAUUUUGGUAUUAACAUAGAAAUAGAUUAGGUCUAAGGCAAACAAGAGGAUAGAUUGAAAUGAAAGAACUCUUUUUAUUUGUAUAUUAUGUGUACACUGUUUUAUAUAAUUAUUUUUCCCUUUAUUUUGUUAUUUUACUUGUUAACACGUUCAAUUCUUUUUAUGUUUUUAAAUACAAAGUAAUUGUUCAAAAUUUGUUCAAAUCCAUUGUUUUGGUAGCAACAGUUCUAUUGUAGUUUUUAAAUACCCAACAUUAUAUUUAAUUGGCCCAUUGUUUGAAUUGAAAACUUCUUUAUCUCCGGUCUCAUUAUACGAAACUACUUUGAUUUCAAUGUCUUA